This is a messenger RNA of Neltuma alba, 1123 nucleotides long. Its product is annotated as probable E3 ubiquitin-protein ligase RHY1A. The transcript is spliced from 3 exons. The record is from RefSeq and is a predicted model, not a curated record. Bases 267 to 830 code for a protein of 187 amino acids. Gene Ontology annotation, biological process: ubiquitin-dependent protein catabolic process. Gene Ontology annotation, molecular function: ubiquitin protein ligase activity. NCBI's taxonomy places the organism in Eukaryota, Viridiplantae, Streptophyta, Magnoliopsida, Fabales, Fabaceae.
UUUCUCCAACUUCUCAACCAUCCAUCUUCUCUUUCUUCUUUCUUCUAUAUAUUUUCUCUCAUUUCUCUCUCCCUCUUUUUUCAUUCUUAAACCUGCAAUUCUGAUUUCUUCCCUAUCUCCACCAAAUCUGAAACAUCGAAGCAUGACCCAAUUUUGUCUCCCACCUCCUAUUUAAUUCCUUUGUCUUCAUCUUCUUUCAAUUUGCCUUCAAUCGAACGAAUCUGCUUUUCCCUCUCAUUUUCUCGAGAAAUUAUCGGUCCCCCUCAAUGGCUGGUAUGCUUGCUGGAGUCGAAUCAGCUCGAAGGAGACGCUUCCAUCAGAGCGGGGCGUCCUCUGAUUGCCCUUAUUUUACCAGACGAUCUUCCUUCUGCUUAUAUUCAACCAAUCACGACUUCCUACCUUCCUCUUCUUAUUUGCAGAAAAGAAGCGUAUUACACCAUGCGCGCACAGAUGAAAAGCUCGCAGGAGCAGCCGGGGAAGCCAAAGAAAGAUUGGAUGAGAGAUUACGAUCAGCUCAAAUGAAAUCAUCGAACAAAAGGGAAAACAUCAAAGAAAAGAAGAAAAGCAGAGAAGGAGGACCAGAGUUACACAUAGAGGUCUACGGAUCAAAGAGAAGUGGUGGGUCGAGGAUGAUGUUCAAUUGGAAGAAACUGGGCUGGAAGGCUUCAGAUCAAGAGGAUUGUGCUGUGUGCCUGGAGUCAUUCAAGGUUGGAGAUACACUGAUCCAUCUUCCUUGUGCUCACAGGUUUCAUUGCAACUGCUUGGAGCCAUGGCUACAAAAUAAUAGUUAUUGCCCAUGUUGCAGAACUUCCAUAAUUAUAUCUCACUAGACAUCUCAUCCCUUUCAAGUCGUGCACUUUUUUAGUUCCCGGUAAGAAUUUGGGAUCGUGAUGAUGAAUUGAUGGGUUUCUUCUUUGACAUAUGCGGCAUAUGGGUGGGUGAUCUGUAAAUUAGAUUAGCACCUUCCAUUCAUUGAGAAUGUUUGCUAAAUCCGAACUGAGUUUCUGAAUGUGAGGAAAUGAUAAAGAAGAUUUUAAGCAUGUGAUCCAUUCAGUUAUGUAAAAAAGUAUUUCUGUGUAGACUUGUUUUGAUAAAUUAUCUCAUGUAGUAUAUUUUGUGUAUU